Messenger RNA from Ictalurus punctatus (channel catfish), 4770 nucleotides. RefSeq names its product leishmanolysin-like (metallopeptidase M8 family) (gene lmln). The coding region runs from base 222 to 2189 and encodes 655 amino acids. Gene Ontology annotation, cellular component: membrane; cytoplasm. The transcript has 17 exons. The record is from RefSeq and is a predicted model, not a curated record. Gene Ontology annotation, biological process: cell adhesion; proteolysis. Gene Ontology annotation, molecular function: metalloendopeptidase activity. NCBI's taxonomy places the organism in Eukaryota, Metazoa, Chordata, Actinopteri, Siluriformes, Ictaluridae.
UUUUACUGUUGCUAGCUUCCCAUUAGCGUUAUGCGAGCUGUCAAAGCCGGUAUUUGGAAAUAACCAGUGAGUGAAUGGACGAUACAUUUCUAACAAAGCGCAUGUAUUCUGCCUUUCCGCUUUAUCGUGUGAGGUAUGAAUGUUAAAACUGAAGCUUUACACCGGGCAGAAGAGGAAAAUCAGGCCGGGUCGGAGGCAGUUUUUCCGGCUGCAAUAAGGCGAUGGCUGCUGGAGGCUGGAGGCUCUGUGUGUCGCUUUGGUGCUUCUGCUUUCUGCUCGUCUACACACACUGUCACACAUGUAGUCACAAAGUGCCCUUGCCCUCAGAGGUGAUACACGAUGUCUACCUGAAACCAGGGAGGCUGACGAAAAGAAGCACAGAAAAGCAAUUAAAGAUACAGAUUGUUUAUGACUCCAGCUUGGAUGUGCUAGAUGAGGACAAGAGCAGUCUAGUGAAGGACAAACUCUUCCCACAAGCCAUUGAUUAUCUCCAGAGGGCUUUCAGGGUGCGUAGGCAGGCAGGUCCUGUGUUAUUAAGCAGACAAUGUGCAACAAAUCAAUAUCUGCGAAAAAAAGACGAGCCUCAUCGGUAUUGCCAAGAAGCUUGUGCAGAUAUCACAAAAUGCGGACCGGUCGUCGUGCCUGAGCAACAUUUACAGCAAUGCAGAGUGUGCAGUGAGACAUGGAAGUCAUGUGGGCCAGACGGACCUCCAGAUGGUGAGGGUGUUCAAGGGGCAGAUUUUGUGCUGUAUGUGAGUGGGGUGACCACAGAGAGAUGUGGCCAAGAAAACAUUGUGGCGUAUGCAGCAUACUGCCAGCUGGAGGCAGAACUAGACAGGCCCAUUGCUGGAUAUGCCAAUUUGUGUCCAAAUAUGAUUUCAACCCAGCUUCAGGAGUUCGAGGGAAUGCUCUCAACUGUCAAGCACGAGAUUAUGCAUGCCUUGGGUUUUUCAGCUGGGCUCUUUGCCUUUUACCACGAUGAUGAUGGGAAACCUCUGACGCCGCGCUUUGCAAGUGGCUUACCUGCAUUUAAUGAAAGUUUGGGCCUAUAUCAGUGGAGUGAUAAAGUCAUAAAGAGAGCGACACGGUUGUGGGACAUCCAUGGAGGUCACAUGAUUCGACAUGAGGUCCACCUGAUGGUCACGCCACGAGUUGUAGAAGAAGCUCGGAGACAUUUCAAAUGCCCUAUUCUUGAGGGCAUGGAGCUGGAAAACCAAGGGGGAAUGGGAACAGAGCUGAAUCACUGGGAAAAACGGUUACUAGAGAAUGAAGCGAUGACUGGAUCUCAUACACAGAACAGAGUUUUUUCCAGGAUAACACUGGCUAUAAUGGAAGAUACAGGGUGGUACAGAGCCAAUUACAGCAUGGCAGAAAACCUAGAAUGGGGCAAAGGGUUAGGCUGUGACUUUGUGAUGAAAAGCUGCAAAUUCUGGAUUGACCAGCAACGCAAAAUGAGGUCCAAGCUGAGCCCAUACUGUGACUCUGUGCGACACGGGCCUCUACAGCUCUCCUGCAGGCAGGACCAGCUGGCAGUGGUUGUGUGCAACCUGCAGAAGUAUCCUCAGCCACUGCCUGAAGAAUAUCGGUAUUUUGACAGUAUACCUGGAGUGGCUGAAAAGGAUUUGCCCUUUUAUGGAGGUUCAGUGGAGAUUGCAGACUUUUGCCCCUUCACUCAGGAGUUCAUUUGGCAUCUGAAUGGAGGGUACCAUCGCAGCUCCUUCUGCAGAAUUCAGGAAAACCAGCCAGACACAUUGAGGAAUUUCGCGGCUGAAGAAUACGGUCCUGACUCUGUUUGUCUGUACCAGAAGUCAGCCUUCAUCAUGGAGAAGUGCAAUACACGCUUGACCUACCCAGACUGGGGAAGUGGCUGCUAUAAGACAUUGUGCUCAGCAGAGGGUUUACAGGUGUGGGUGAAGGAUCAGAGCUUCCUGUGUGUGCAUGCUGGCCAGGUGCUCAAUGUGAAUGUGCGGACGAAUGAGUGGGUGUACAGUGGGCAGCUGAUCUGCCCUGCCUGCUCAGACUUCUGCAGCCACUGCCCUCUUCCUCAGGAGCUCCCACCAAUCAACACUACUCACACUGUUCGCAUAGACCCUUGCUCCAGCUCUUCUGGCUUGGUGGUGACUUUGUGGUGGUUGCUGUUCAACCUCAUUCCGUUGGUGGCGGGCUUCAUGCUGUGUGUGAGGAAUUAAAAUCGGUCAGUGUAAUGGUGCGAGUGCAGGAAGGAUGUGGGCGUCCCACUGCUGUAGGCUUCCUGCUGAGAUUCUUAUAUUAACAUGACACUAAGCAGUGCUCAGUGUUAUUGUACACCGUCAUCUUUCUUGUGAACAAGAAGGCAGUAGUUAAAGUUGGUUGGAAAAAGCCAUUGACUGCACUUUUGUCCGUCUUGAUGUAAAGUGCCAGUCAGCCGUAUUUGAGACCAGAAGCCAUAGUUGUACAAGAAGGCGUGCAGGAGGUGACCUUAAAAAAAACGCUGGUGCUAAUUUGUGUCGUCUUCUACAUGGACACGUAGCUUUUUUCUAGAGUUGGUGAAGGUACAUUUUUUUUUAAAUGGCAGUGCUUAUUGGUUGUGGAUCAAUGAAUGUGAAUGUGUGUGGUGUGUCUAUAUAAAGUGGCUCAGACAAAUUCAGGAGAAACUUCCUAAAGGUGAAAGGUCCAAGCUCUACAUUUAAUGGUAAUGUUUUUUUGGCAUGUAAGAAAAGUAAGAAGAAAAGUAAAAAAAGAAAAAAACCUAGGUAGCUCAUGAUUUCACUUUUUAUAGAUAUAUUUACUAUUAUGUUUUUGUAUUUAUUUCAGUAAACAGUAUCCUAAACUGUGUCCUAGGCUUUUUAAUUGUACAUUUUAAUUAAGCAACAACUGUCAGACUGAUUUUAAUAUAACAACCAAUGCACUAAUUUGAAAACCUAAUAGAGAUGCACUAGGACAGUUUUGCAGUGUAAUCAUGCAAAUUCUUGAAGAUUUUUUUUUUUUUUUUUUUGGCACUUUCAGUCCAAAAUGGCAUUGUCAUUAUCAUCAUUCUAUUACAACAAAGCUCAGUUCCAUGCUUAAAAGAAUGGGGCAUGUAAGUUGUUUUUAAAAAAAAUUAAUUUAUAAUUUUUUUUUUUUUACACUUUAUGUACAUAUUUUUCUUUUUAUUAAUAUUUGUUAGCCUAACCGAUAUACCAGAUUUGUCAUAAUGUGCUGAAUAUACCCACACAUCGUAAACCAAGUUUAUAUCUUGUUUUAUAAACUGCAGUGGCAGACUCAGAAGUUCUUUAAUGAAGAUCUUUUAACAUUAUAAACUUUUCUGUUUUAGCUUAGAACCCUACAGUAUGCCUAUUACUUCAGUCACUGCCAGAUAUCUGACAUUGGGUAAAGACAAAACACUGUGCAAAAGCAUUUAAUAAUUUAUAGAAAUUUCAGUUUGUAAUUUAGGAUUUUUGUUUCAGUGACUAUCUGCAUUUCUUGUCUAUUUUAAUACCACAAAAGCAUUUAUAGUUCAGCUUGCACAUACAAUAUUCAGGGGUAAACAGCAUGUUAGAAGAGAAUAUGAGCAUCAAAAUCUGUUUAUCUUCCGUUUUUAAUACAUUUAAUAAGAUAGAUUUCAAUUAAUUUCAGUCUUUUUUCUAAGGUCUGCUUUAUAAUUUAUGCAUUUAUUUUACAUUACUCAUAAGAGUAAAAGAGGCUUAAUAAAACAUUUCAAUUAAUAGUUAAAAGCUUUGUUCCACUAAUAAAACAAAACAAAUGUGGCAGCUUGCAUUAAUCAAACAAAGUUAAGUUAUCUGCAUAUAUUUAUUACACAACACAUUGUGCAAUGACUCUGUAUACUGCAUGUUACAGCAUCAGUAAUUUAUUUUGCUGUUUUUUUUUUAUUCAUGCCUGUGAUGAUGGUUCACUUGAAUACUAACAAUGUUUUUAAUGCUUUAUGAAUGAAUAGAAAAAUAAAUCUAGCUAGAUUUUAAUGGUUUAUAACUGCUUUUUAUACAAUUGCGUUACAGUGUUUUUAAAUUUGCAGUUUAUGCACUAGUAUAUAACUGAAUGAGAAUUAUAGUCCCACAAGUCUCUUCCUACUGAAGCCAGGGACAGGAGCUUAUAAUGCACCAGAAAUCCUCUCUUUCCAUAAUUUAUUUCCACCACUUGAAGGUGGAGUGGAAUUGGGGUCUCUGUUACUGUAUGUGUCCAUAUUUAAUUUCACUGUUGGACUGAAAAUCUGUUUUCUAUUACAGGUUUAAAUAGUGUUCAAAUUGUUAACAUGACAUAGAAGAUAUCACACAGACACUGAGGUGGCAAUGUAAAUUGAUGAUCUGUGGUAUCGUCAGUUUGCCUUGUUUACAUUGAUAUCUAUUAACAAAGAACAUUUGAUUAUGUUUUUUUGUUGUUAUGUUUCAGUUGGUGUACUUUUUUCCCCCUCGUGUGAGAUGAAUUUUAAAUACCUUGAAAAUUGUCUUGAUUCAAUGAUACAUCCUGAGAUUGCUUUACUGUAGCUUUUAUUUAAGUUAUGUUUAGUUUCAUAGUGUAUUAAUUAUUAGUUUAUUAGUGUAUUAAAAAUGCGAACUUUUGCAUUGUCCAUACUACACUGUUAAUUUCAUCUGUAGAUUUAGUGGAUUUUAGAUUAUUUUUCCCCCUCUAUAUCUUUUUACUAAUCCAGAGAACAUUCUUUACAUCUACAUGCUUACCACAAUUAUUAUUUAAUUACAGGCCUGUUUUAGUUACAGACACUACUGAAGUAUUUUUUCUAGACACAGAUGAGGCAUGGCUUGUACUAAAUCUUGUCAUAUAAAAUGUGGAAAAAUC